GCCAAUAUGUUAAGUUAACUAGUUUGUACAAAUUUUUAUUUCAUGACUUAUAUUACAGCUGCAGCAACAAGUGCACAUCAGCAUUGUACUAAAACGUACAAAAUAUAUAUGUGAAAUGAAAGCAAUUGCUGUAGUUUUGAGUCUGCUUUACGUCAAGAUAAAAAACUUGUGUAGUCCAUGACAGUGACUGCUAAUUAAUGAUUAUUUACAGAGUAUCAUGAAACUAAACAUCUGCAGUGAUGAUUUCACCCUUGAAGAUCCUCAUUCUUUUAACACCCACACACACACAAAUCGAGAUUCCACUUUUCACUCUUGCACAUGCUAUUACUCCAGAGUUCACACAAAACACACUUUUUACAUAUGAACACAGAGUACAGUCUUUUCUAGUUGGGCAGAGUGUCAUAUAAAAUGUCUUUUACACUCUGUGACAUACUAUCCGGAAACUUUAUGUCAAAUGAAACUAUAAGAUCUCCUUUCCUACUGGGUUCCUUGGGAAAAGGCAGUCCAUGUCCCUGAAUCCUUUUCACCGUUGUUGGCUUAAUGAUUUCAUUAGUAAGGUUGAUGGGAAUCUUGUCACCACCAAGAGUAGGAACAUCCACGACAGUACCACAAAGUGCCUAAAAAUAAAGAAUAAAAAUUAUUGCUACAUGCCAUCCUCGCAAAAACAGUACAACCACAUGAAAAGAUAAGGACAGAAAUUAAUCAUACCUGCUUCAAUGAAAUUUUUGCAACAUAUCUGACAUCGCUACCUUCUCUCUUGAAAAGGGGAUGUGGUUUAUCCCUUAUGAUGAAGACAAUAUCGGCAGGAAUUUUAUUUCGGCCCUGAUCACCCUCCUUUUGGAAGGUAAUUUUGGUGCCAGCUUUCCAACCAGGUUUAACAUUUAUUGUCAGCACUUUGUCUUCUUUCCUUGCUGAACCAUCGGGCUGCAGAACUCUCCUUGAAAUUUUCAUUUUCUUGGUACAACCACGAGUGAUAUCUUCUAGAGUAACAUAAAGAUCAUGUUCUAUUGGAGGGUCUUGCAUUUUAUCUUUGUUGCGAUUCGGCGAUCCAUGGAAAUUGAAUGAAUGAGAUCUGAAAGCGCCUCCAGGUCCAGCAUUUCUUGCAUUGCCCAUUCCUAAACUGACAAAUGGGUCAUCCAUUUCCAUAUCAUCGUCAUGGAAACCAAACAUUCUGGGGCCACCGCCGCCGCCCAAAUCGAAGAAUGUUUGAAAUGGGCUGGCGGAACCAAAAAACUGAGCGAAUGUGGCACGAGGAUCACCAUGAAAUGCGUAGGUAAAUGAUGAACCUCCAUCAGUUCCUCCAGGCACACCACCCUUCAGACCUUCUUCACCGUACUGAUCGUAAACAUCUCGUUUCUUUUUGUCGCUAAGAACUUCAUAAGCUUCGGCAACUUCUUUAAAUUUUUCUUCGGCUCCAGGUGCUUUGUUCUUGUCAGGAUGAUAUUUCAAAGCAAGUUUACGAUACGCCUUCUUUAUUUCGUCGUCCGAAGCUCCCUUCGCUAUACCCAAGAUUUUAUAAUAAUCCUUCCCCAUAAUGACACAGCACAAAUAGGUUUUUUCCCUUCAAAACAAUGAAGACCACCAACAAAACGAACCGUUUAACAAUAACAGAGAAUUAUCCUUCACUUCCACAACACUCCGGCAACGGACUGUUAAGUCAACCGACUGAACUUCGUCACGGCGUCCGCCGGUCAUAUAUACGUUCUGAUGGUUCUAGAACCUUCCGGAAGCUUGUAGUGCUGGCAACGGGCCAGUAGCAGGAGAGCCAACAUCUGAAAACUGUUCUUACUUGGUUUCUCCUUCAAUUAACGUUCCGGAAUAUUCCCUUGAGCGUCGGUAAGCACUGAAUGAAAGGUCUUUCUCACAAUUUACUUUGAAACGACGAAAUAGUGCUGCUAUCUGUUGAUACAGCCUUCUUGUCAUAAUUUACCUGAGUCAGAAAGAUGGAGAUCGAAAUUUUGAACGCCCAGAGCUCGAAACCGGUGGUUACGUUGACCGGUCUCAGCGUCAACACCACAGUAAAGGAUCUAAAGAAACAAAUCUAUGAGAAAAAACGGAGCUUAUAUCCUGAAAGACAAGCGCUGCGUUUGGAAUCUAAGGGUAAAACUUUAGGUGAUGGGGAAACCUUACAGAAUUUGGGACUUAAGGAUAGAUCAAAGUUGUAUGUGAAAGAUUUGGGCCCACAAAUUGGUUGGAAGACUGUAUUUUUGGCUGAAUAUGCUGGACCAUUAUUUGUGUAUUUAUGGAUAUAUCAAAGACCAUGGCUUUUCUAUGGCGAUGGUGCUUCAUCAGUGCCUACUCCAGCUGUUGUUCAUAUUGCAGCUGCAUGUUGGGCACUUCAUUACCUAAAGCGUCUUCUGGAAACAAUUUUUGUGCACCGUUUCUCUCAUUCGACAAUGCCAUUAAGAAAUCUAUUUAAAAACUGCAGUUAUUAUUGGGGUUUUACUGCGUAUGUGGCAUAUCAUGUUAAUCACCCUUUAUAUACAGCACCGUGCUGCCUACAAGUUUAUGGGGCAUUAGCAGCUUUUAUUAUUUGUGAACUGGGAAAUUUGAGCAUUCAUAUUGCCCUUCGCAACCUUCGACCUCCAGGUACAACUGUUCGGAAAAUUCCUAUUGCAACGUCAAACCCUCUUACACAGCUAUUUAACUUUGUAUCUUGCCCAAAUUAUACUUACGAAUUUGGUAGCUGGUUUGCAUUCACCGUUAUGACACAGUGUUUACCAGCUGGCCUUUUUGCCUUAGCUGGACUGUAUCAGAUGGCUGUGUGGGCAUUAGGAAAGCACAAAGCAUACAAGAAAGAAUUUCCAACUUAUCCUCGAGGACGUAAAGCCAUUUUGCCAUUCAUUCUUUAAAACUUUACUGGGAUAAACCAUCAGGAGAAAUGUGUUCAACUUUCCUCAUUUAUAUUCUAUAUACUUGUCUCUUUACUCUAUAAAAUAUAUGAAAGGAAUAGGCUGUGGUUCAGGGUGGAGGAGGAAGUGAAACCAUAUCACUUCUAAACGUACUGAUGUGUUUUUGUAAUUACUGGGUAGUAACUCCAGUAUAAAAGUCACAGGUGUGAGUUUCAAACAAUUCUGUGUGGUAUAGGUAAUGGUGAAUUUUUGAAUAGGUGUGCGAGAGUUUGCUAAUGGAAGAAAUACUACCAAUUGAUCAAAUGACUAAGAAUUCCUAAUGCCAUUAUGAAAACGCUUCUUGGAAAAAACUUUAUUUUCUUUGUGUCAAAGACACUUGAAUGAUUUCAACUUACUACAAGUCUAAAGCAUAGUAAAAUAUUUUAGGUUUUUUAAAGUUAAUGUGUAGGUUUUAUAAAAUAGUUGUCUUUUGAGAAAAUAGAUCAAUAAGAUAUACCAUGACAAAUGUAGAACAAAUUGUUUGUUCCAAGUUCUAAACUGUUGUGUUUAAAUUAUUGCAUUCCAUGUCAGAUGAUUCUAGGAAUACAAAUUGUGAUUGUUGCAUAGAGGGUUGGAAAGAACAAGACUGUGAAUAUUUUGGAUUAAUGUAUCUUAUGUGUUGGCAGUUUGGUUAUGUUUGAAGGUAGAAAAGACCGUUAACAUCAGAAAUUAAAUAAUGUGUGGUAUAUGUAAGAAAUGUACACGAGUACUUCUUAGCUCAUUUUCCAUUUUUGAUCUGAUUAGUAGUAUUGUUAGUAAAUCCUGUUCAAAUGCACUUCCAAUCACUAUCAAAUGUACUGGUUCAUCUGAAGGUAAUUUCGCUUUUUUAUUAUUGCCUUUAGAUUGUAGAUGUGGGGUGCAAGUGUGUUAAAAAUUAUUUAUUUUUAUAGUUUUUUACUUUAUCAACUCCUCUGUUAAUGUACAUUGUCCUGUUCAUAGGAAAUGUUGCCUUUGUUAUGAAAAUGUAUAAUUAUUAUAUGGAUAAGUAGUAAAUAAAAAUUAUAAGAUUUUGUUUCAUAUUAUAUUAUUUUGAAUGUUAAUAAAAUUUUAGUAGCUCAGAUGAUGAAGUA
Gryllus bimaculatus (two-spotted cricket) is the source of this 3961-nucleotide messenger RNA. Lineage: Eukaryota; Metazoa; Arthropoda; Insecta; Orthoptera; Gryllidae. The record is from the annotation of a GenBank genome assembly.